This is a messenger RNA of Puma concolor (puma), 2250 nucleotides long. RefSeq names its product small G protein signaling modulator 3 (gene SGSM3). Gene Ontology annotation, molecular function: small GTPase binding; GTPase activator activity. Gene Ontology annotation, biological process: regulation of GTPase activity. The record is from RefSeq and is a predicted model, not a curated record. NCBI's taxonomy places the organism in Eukaryota, Metazoa, Chordata, Mammalia, Carnivora, Felidae.
GGAAGCCACACACCUUCUGCCAGUGGCCCCUUCUCAGCCCUGACUCCAAGCAUGUGGCCCCAGGAGAUCUUGGCCAAGUCCACGCAGAAGGAAGAGUCAGUGGAGCAACCAGAGUUCUUCUAUGAUGAGUUCGGUUUCCGCGUGGACAAGGAAGACGGUGCCAACCCCGGUUCCGGCAGGCCGUCAGGUGUGUCUCUGAUGGAGGACCCUCCACAGAGACUGCGCUGGCAGGCCCACCUGGAGUUCACCCAUAACCAUGACGUGGGGGAUCUCACGUGGGACAAGAUUGCUGUCUCUCUGCCCCGCUCUGAGAAGCUUCGCUCCUUGGUGCUGGCGGGCAUCCCACACAGCAUGAGGCCACAGCUGUGGAUGCGGCUCUCUGGGGCCCUGCAGAAGAAGAGGAAUUCCGAGCUGUCCUACCGAGAGAUGGUGAAGAACAGCUCCAACGAUGAGACCAUUGCUGCCAAACAGAUCGAGAAGGACCUGCUCCGCACCAUGCCCAGCAACGUGUGCUUCGCCAGCGUGAGCAGCAUCGGGGUGCCCCGCCUGCGCAGGGUUCUCCGGGCGCUGGCCUGGCUCUACCCAGAGAUCGGCUACUGCCAGGGCACGGGCAUGGUGGCUGCCUGCCUUCUGCUGUUCCUGGAGGAGGAGGACGCUUUCUGGAUGAUGUGCGCCAUCAUCGAGGACUUGCUCCCCGCCUCCUACUUCAGCACCACCCUGCUGGGAGUCCAGACAGACCAGCGGGUCCUGCGCCACCUCAUCGUCCAGUACCUGCCUCGCUUGGACAAGUUGCUCCAGGAGCACGACAUUGAGCUGUCUCUGAUCACGCUGCACUGGUUCCUCACGGCCUUCGCCAGCGUGGUGCACAUCAAGCUGCUGCUACGCCUCUGGGACCUGUUUUUCUACGAGGGCUCCCUGGUGCUGUUCCAGACCACGCUGGGCAUGCUGCGGCUCAAGGAGGAGGAGCUGAUCCAGUCCGAGAACUCGGCCUCCAUCUUCAACACACUGUCAGACAUCCCUUCGCAGAUUGAGGACGCGGAGCUGCUGCUGGGGGAGGCCAUGCGGCUGGCUGGCUCCCUCACGGACGUGGCCGUGGAGACGCAGCGCCGCAAGCACCUGGCCUACCUCAUUGCGGACCAGGGCCAACUCCUAGGGACCAGUGCCACCACCAACCUGUCACAGGUCGUGCGGCGCCGGACCCAGCGGAGGAAGUCUGGCAUCACCUCCCUGCUCUUUGGGGAGGACGACCUAGAGGCGCUCAAGGCCAAGAACAUCAAGCAGACGGAACUGGUAGCCGACCUCCGGGAAGCCAUCCUGCGUGUUGCCCGCCAUUUCCAGUGCACAGACCCCAAAAACUGUAGUGUGGAGCUGAGCCCAGACUACAGCAUGGAGAGCCACCAGCGGGACCACGAGAACUAUGUGGCAUGCUCACGCAGCCACCGGCGCCGAGCCAAGGCCCUGCUGGACUUCGAGCGACACGACGACGAUGAGCUGGGCUUCCGCAAGAACGACAUCAUCACGAUCAUAUCUCAGAAGGAUGAGCACUGCUGGGUCGGGGAGCUGAACGGCCUGAGAGGCUGGUUUCCAGCCAAGUUUGUGGAAGUCCUGGAUGAACGGAGCAAAGAGUACUCCAUCGCGGGGGAUGAUGCUGUGACAGAGGGGGUCACGGACUUGGUUCGAGGGACCCUCUGCCCAGCUCUCAAGGCCCUGUUUGAACAUGGGCUGAAGAAGCCGUCCCUGCUGGGAGGUGCCUGCCACCCUUGGCUGUUCAUUGAGGAGGCAGCAGGCCGGGAGGUGGAGAGAGACUUUGACUCGGUGUAUUCACGCCUGGUGCUGUGUAAGACGUACAGGUUGGAUGAAGAUGGCAAAGUCUUGACCCCGGAGGAGCUGCUCUACCGGGCUGUGCAGUCUGUGAACGUGACCCAUGAUGCUGCACACGCACAGAUGGAUGUCAAGCUCCGUUCCCUCAUCUGCGUGGGACUCAACGAGCAGGUCUUGCACCUGUGGCUGGAGGUGCUCUGCUCCAGCCUGCCUACCGUGGAGAAGUGGUACCAGCCCUGGUCUUUCCUGCGCAGCCCUGGCUGGGUCCAGAUCAAAUGUGAGCUCCGCGUUCUCUGCUGCUUCGCCUUCAGCCUCUCGCAGGACUGGGAACUUCCUGUGAAGAGAGAGGAGGAGAAGAAGCCACUGAAGGAGGGUGUUCAGGACAUGCUGGUGAAGCACCACCUCUUCAGCUGGGACAUAGACGGGUGA